AUUAAUUCUUCCAUCAAAAUCCACCACAUGACCAAGCUCUUUUCAUCAAUCCAUCAACUCAAGUAUCAAAAUAAAUAUGGAUGCAAGUGACCCUCCCCUAGCACAAGUCUUGGCUGAGGCCAAUCUUCGUCCACAGCCAUUCCAGCGCGAGCAUCCCGACGAGCUCCACACCCCCAGCUGGCAUGCAGCAAGCAACCGCCCCAUUGUGGACGGGAAAUACAACGAUCCCGAGACCGGUGAAGUCCGUGAUGCCAGAGGAUUCGUGUUCUUCGGACCCCCCGCUGUCGAUAUCAUCAUCACCAAUAUUCACGAUGGGUCGUCCAACAACAUCUUUCGCGCUCAGCUUCCCUUUCGUAUGGAGAAGCUGCUGGCGUGGUUUUUGCGGGUAGUGGAGGAACGCAAGCUCCGGCUCGAUUCUCUUAAUGCCACUCCGUAUGCUAUUCGGGUGGUGCUUGCUCAUGAAUUGAAUGAGGGGCAAUUUCAUGGAAUUGCUCAUGAAAUGGCGAAUGGGAUUUGGGGGCAGCAGUAGUAAAGGGUGUUGUGGAGUGCUGAGACUGGGAUGGAUGGGGCCGAGAACGGUCAUUUGCUUUUUGCG
This is a messenger RNA of Aspergillus vadensis CBS 113365, 595 nucleotides long. RefSeq lists its product as uncharacterized. The transcript has a single exon. Lineage: Eukaryota; Fungi; Ascomycota; Eurotiomycetes; Eurotiales; Aspergillaceae. The coding region runs from base 77 to 529 and encodes 150 amino acids. The record is from RefSeq and is a predicted model, not a curated record.